AUGAUAUCGGGCAACCCCAGGAGCUUGGAGCGCAAGUUGUCCUCGGAAUCUGUCAAGGACAACGUGUUGCUUGUCGACGGUUCAGACACCAACACGAAACGCUUCAAGCUGAUGAAGGUCCCGUCCUAUGUGAAAGAAUACCGAAGAUUUCAACGAAGUGAGCUGGAGGUUGGCAACAUGCUCAAGAAGGGGGCUUGCUGCUCCUUCUGGUAUGCUGUGGUGGUCCAGAACAUGAAGCCAGUCAUGGUGAAGGCACUCUACCCGGAUCCCGAUUUAGACCCCGAUGACUUCAAGGUCAAGAAAAGCUGCGAGAAGGUGGAUGUGAUCAAGAAGGAGGAGGAGAUUCUGAGCAUGCUGCCUCCUCACCCCAACGUCAACGGCUUCUACGGCAUGACAGAGGACAUGCGAGUCCUCGUGUUGGAGGAAGUUCGAACGGAUCUCGCCACUGUCCUCCACCUCACAGAGCAUCUGAUUCCCAUUACCAUCCUCAAGUGGACUCGAGACAUCCUGCUGGGCCUUGCUCACAUCCACGGCACCCAGGUUGUACACCAGGACAUCAGUCCGAACAACAUCUGUAUAACCAGCCAGUACCGGGCCCAGAUCUCAGAGUUUUCGAAAUCUUGUAGGCUGGAACGUCAAGAGCAGCUCCAGAACAAGCAAAGAAUUGGAACGCUUUCGUACAGAGCGCCUGAGUUGAUUAUGGGCGCCAAAACAUACAACAACAAGGCAAAGAUCGACUGUUGGUCUGUUGGGAUUGUAAUCCUGGAGAUGCUGCUCGGUGACUGCCCAGUGUCCGGACUCGUCACCGACGUAUGCACAUGUCACAAUCCGUUCCAUUCAAACUUCAACUUUGAUCAGCUCAAGAUGAUCUUCAAGCUGGUUGGUACUCCCACUGACGAGACUUUCCUGACCAAGCUGGACUGCUUUGCUCAUUUCUCAUCGUGGAAGGUGUACCGACGUGGAUUGAAGCAGAAGGUAUGGGAAGCUUGCAUCCUUGAUCACAAGCCGCAGCAUGGCUUCUUUUCGAGGAAGACCGCAAAGGAAUCGAUUGAGAAGUCGUCCGGAGAUGACCCAAUCACCCUGGAAGAAUUGAAAGCCUACUCGGUGAUUUGA
Messenger RNA from Guillardia theta CCMP2712, 1113 nucleotides. RefSeq lists its product as hypothetical. The coding region runs from base 1 to 1113 and encodes 370 amino acids. Gene Ontology annotation, molecular function: cyclin-dependent protein serine/threonine kinase activity; ATP binding. Gene Ontology annotation, biological process: protein phosphorylation. NCBI's taxonomy places the organism in Eukaryota, Cryptophyceae, Pyrenomonadales, Geminigeraceae. The record is from RefSeq and is a predicted model, not a curated record. Gene Ontology annotation, cellular component: cytoplasm; nucleus. The transcript has 6 exons.